GUAGUACUUGAACAGCUGAUUUGCUUGCAUUUGUGUGGUGUUUUGUGUUUUCUCAAGAAGAUUCUGUGCGAUUAUCUCUGCUUUUAGUGAAAAAUCUAAGGAAAUCUCGAUUUUGCCAUUUAGCAAAUUAAUAUUCAUACGAAAAUGAGGUGUGCAGUUAAAAGUUGUAAAUCUGAAAAUAAACCGAAGAAGACCACUGGAAAACCACCAUCCUUUCACAGCUUACCCCAAAAUGAAGACCAACGAAAAAUUUGGCUACAGAGACUAGAUAUAGAUCUCAAUCAUCUCAAUACAGCAAAUAUCUUUAUAUGCGAUUUGCAUUUCAGACCAGAAGAUAUUUUAAAGACACGCAAAUCUUGUAAAUGGAAAACUUUCCUGAGGAAGGGAGCUCUUCCCAUUGAAUUCAGUGAGUCUUCUUUGUCAGAGAUCCCAGAGAUUAUUAAACAGGAACCAGAGCUUGUGCUUGAAGGGCUUGAAGAGUUUCAAGCUGAUGCUGAAGAAACAGUGAUAAAAUGUCAAAUAUGCAAGGCUUCUCAGGAUCUCUUGGAUAUUUACUCUCCGGAGUAUAACUUUCUUCAGAAAAAGCUCAAUGAAAUAACUUACUGUAGGAGUUCUAAGGCAAAAAUAGACAAUUGGCUGAGAUUUAUUUGCACUGGCUGCAAACAGAAAGUCGAUGAUCUUUGGGAGUUUAAGAAUCUCUAUCAGAAUGCUUAUAACCAGUUUUUAGUUGAGCAAAUGCGUUCAACAGGUAAAACUCUGCGUUUAGAAAAGGGUUAUGGGUCACAGAUUAGCAAUUUUGAGACUCAAGUAGAUCCUUUGCAUGAAAAUGAACCAUUUGUAUGGGAGGGAAUGGAAGAGUUGCAAGAAAAUUCCCUAAAAGAUCCCAAAACUGAGCAAUUGAGUAAAAAAGACAGAAAUGAUUGCGAAAAGUUGUUUGAAGUCAGAACAGAAAUGAUAGAUUUUGGUCACGAUUUCAAUGAUCCUGAAAUGAUUGGAGAGAAAUUUUCAGAAAAUCUAGUUACCCAUGAAAAGUCUCAAUCUCUUGAAGAGACAAAAAUUAGCCUAGUCGCGCUUCCGCAAAUGAUCGAAUACAAUAAACCGCUAAAAGAACACAGAUAUACUAUUACCUAUCGGCGAAAUUCCCAUCCACAAAAUGAGGUAAAGGAAGAGAUUGUGGAGAUGCAGGAAAUCAUUGCGACGGAUGAUUUUGCUGAAUUGCAAUUAGUUCCGACACCGGUGCCCAGUUCCGAAACAAACGAGGCAAAUUCAAUAGCAGUGAAUGUGAAACCUUCCACGUCAACAGCUUCCGGAUCUUCCGGAUCAAAAAUUUUAAAGAACAACUCAAAGAAAAUCAGAAAAACGACACCAGAGAAACCAGAAAAGGUCAAAAGGGUACACAAAGAGAAGCGCGUGAGACGCAGAAGACCGGUCAAACGUGGAAUAUUCAGCUGUAUGCUGUGUUAUAAGAUAUUUCACACCAGAAACUCCUUAAAUCAGCACAUGACACAAGUCCACUUAAAAAAAAAUCCAUAUCAAUGUUCCGGCUGUGGCAAGAAAUUUUCCACAAGGGGAAAGCUACAGCGACAUGAACCUAUUCACGAUGCAAACCGUACGACAUAUUCCUGUGAAUACUGCAAUAAAACAUCCUUUACUAAGUCACCAAGGGACCAUUUGUGGCUGGUCCACUCAAUUCCACGCAAAGAUCAGGACAGAAUCUGCAUUUGCCAAUACUGCAAUGCCUCACUGGAGCACAGACUUGUCUACUACGAACACCUCAAAUCUCACAAUCUCGUGAAGUAUACCUGUCGCUCAUGUCCUGAGCAAUUUUCAUCCUUAGAUUCCUUGGCAGAGCAUGAAGUAACUCAUAUCAAUACCAGACCAUACAUUUGUGAAAUAUGCGCAAAAACUUACAAAGAUAUGAAAUCUCUUAAGCAUCACAUUCAUCUUCAUCGUGGAGGCGAGAAAUUGUAUGAAUGCGAGUUUUGUGCCAAAAAGUUUACUACUUCUUACACUCGGAAGUUGCAUGUGAGAAUUCAUACAGGAGAAACCCCCUACGAAUGCGCCAAUUGUCUAAAAAAGUUCCACGAUAGGAGAACUUGUGCUAAGCACUCCCUAAAAUGCUCAGAUAACAUGAAACUUUAAAAAAGGACGAACUUUCCAGAGAUCACCAAAAAUUAUGUAUUUUCACCUGAAUUCUGCUAAUCUUGAAACGACACCCCUGAAACAGUGUCAUUUCCAUAUAUUUGGUUAACAAUUGUUGAUCGAAAACUGCUGACCGGUUAGCAUUUUUGCUGAUCAACUUAGUAAAAAUAUGCAAAAACGCUGUCUUUUUCAUCUAACUCUGCUUCCCUGAAUUUUGUAAGCAAAAUUUUGAAUUUGAAAUAAACUUCAGGAAUAUUCGGAA
Phlebotomus papatasi is the source of this 2404-nucleotide messenger RNA. RefSeq names its product zinc finger protein 260-like. Gene Ontology annotation, molecular function: RNA polymerase II cis-regulatory region sequence-specific DNA binding; DNA-binding transcription factor activity. Bases 145 to 2142 code for a protein of 665 amino acids. Lineage: Eukaryota; Metazoa; Arthropoda; Insecta; Diptera; Psychodidae. The record is from RefSeq and is a predicted model, not a curated record. Gene Ontology annotation, biological process: regulation of transcription by RNA polymerase II. The transcript has 2 exons.